This is a messenger RNA of Adineta steineri, 1479 nucleotides long. The record is from the annotation of a GenBank genome assembly. NCBI's taxonomy places the organism in Eukaryota, Metazoa, Rotifera, Eurotatoria, Adinetida, Adinetidae.
AUGGUUGUUUGUUUAACUGAUGAUUACGCUAAAUAUCGAUCAGAAUUAAUUCUUGCUUACAAAAAUCAAGCAAUAAUUAUACCAAUUGUAAUUGAAAAAAGAUAUUGUCCAAAUGAACCUUUUUUGAAGUUUAUUCUUGAAAAAUAUUCAUCAUCAGUAAUUCGUAAAAAUAUUAAUGUAUUGAACAAAUCAUUAGCAAAUGAAGUUAGGAAUAUUCUGUCUAUGCAAGCGCAGGCCUCAUUUAAUUCUUUCGAGGCAAGCGGCAGCUCGGAUGAUGAAUUUUCACCACCAACUGUAAGUAAUAUUUUACAUGCAACAAAACAUGAACACGCUUCUUGCUAUGGGAUUUCCACAUAUACUUAUACUGCUGAAGAUUUGUAUAAAUCAUGUAAAGAAAAUGACAUUAAUAAAGUGACAGAAUACCUUCAAAACAUCAACAUUAAGAUUUUAAAUGAACGUAUAAGGAAUGGAAGUACCGCUUUGCAUAUAGCAUCUUACAAUGGUCAUAAUGAAAUUGUUCAAUUACUUCUUAAAGCAGGUGCAUCACGAACUAUACGUAAUUGGACAUAUGGUUUAACAGCCUAUGAAGAAGCUCGAACACAAAGUACAAAGGAUUUAUUUCGGAUAAAUUUAGAUGACAAUGAACGGGAUCAUUUUUCCAGUAAUGAUGUUUAUAUUGAAUGGAUGACUACUUCUCUCAGUCCUCAUAAAAAACGAAAUUAUCUUCGAAAAAAGUUGAACCGAUUACAAACAAAUAGAGAUUAUUAUGAGAUUAGCAAGUUUUAUGAAGAAUUGGUAAAGCAUAUGUAUGCUUAUAUUGAUACGUUAACCCUUUCAAAUCAUAUAAAACAAAUUCUAAAACAAUAUUUCACAGAAAUGAAAGAAACAUACAAUCCAGUUUAUAUUAUUAAAGUUUAUACAAGUACGACUGGUUUUCAUAAAUACUAUAAUGAAUAUAUCGCUCAAUAUGGUAUUGAUUUCUUUGAUCCAUUCAGUGUAGAUAUUCAUGUAGAUUAUGCUAUAAUUAAAUCUCUUAUGAAAACUAUUGCUAUAAUUAUGUAUGAUAAAAGUUUUUCUAAAUAUCGAUAUUGUGGAAAAACAUAUCGUGGAAUGUUACUAACGGAAGAAAAUUUAGAUAAAUAUAUCGUUCAUUCAAAAAUAAUGAAUAAAUCAUUUUUAUCAACAUCAAAAUCGAAAGAAAUUGCUGAAGCAUUUAGUGGUUGUGAACAAGAAAUUUUUUUAAGAAAAACACCUGAUAAACAAGCAAUUCAUAGAUCUGUAUUUUGUACUUAUAUUAUCAAAAAUCUUGAAACGGCUUUAAAUAUUGAAACAAUAUCAGAACGAAUAUCCGAUGAAGAAGAAGUUUUAAUAUUACCAUUUUCAAUAUUCGAAGUUAAAAGUGUUCAAAGAUCAUUAACAAAUAUAGUUCAAAUUGAAUUAGAAGAAGCUUCUGACGAAUUACUUGACGAUUAUUUUUAA